This is a messenger RNA of Radiomyces spectabilis, 1368 nucleotides long. RefSeq lists its product as uncharacterized. The transcript is spliced from 9 exons. The coding region runs from base 90 to 1283 and encodes 397 amino acids. The record is from RefSeq and is a predicted model, not a curated record. NCBI's taxonomy places the organism in Eukaryota, Fungi, Mucoromycota, Mucoromycetes, Mucorales, Radiomycetaceae. Gene Ontology annotation, biological process: poly(A)+ mRNA export from nucleus. Gene Ontology annotation, cellular component: nucleus.
UGCUCCGAUUGCACCAAAUUUGGGCAAUCUUCCAUCUUUAGCCAAAUUUUUGCUGCUUCACUUUCAUACUCUCUAAUCCACACCAAACCAUGGCAGCAGACGAAGAAAACACUUCUUUGCGCACCGAUGAACAAGGAUUGUUCGGUGACAGCAGUGGUGACGAAGAAAUGUCUGAUCUUGAAGGAGAUCAAGUCUCCGAUGUCGAUCAAAACGAGAUGCCCGAACAGGAAGAAGGACUGGAGGAGGAUAGCGCCGAAGCGUCCCAGUUGAACGAACCAUCAGCAGCAGACACUGCGGCCCACACUGCUGCACCAAAAUUACCUUCGUUCAAAAAACGUACUCGCAACAUAUCCAAAGAAGAAAGUGACCGAUUGGAAGAAUUAAAGCGUGAAUUACGAGAAAAGAAACAGAAUGGAGGUAGAGAUGUCGAGGAGCCGGAAGAAGAAGAAGAAGUGGAUCCCCAACAAGCAUUACGAGACGAGAUUGAUCGCGAGUUCGCCAAAGCCUUGGCAAGUGGCAAAAAGAAGAGAAAGAAAGUAGACGAGGAAGAUCUGGAACGUAGCAUGGACGAAGAAUUGUCCAAUCUCCGUGAACAGAUGAAAAUUGCUGCAGAGGAAGACGCUAUUGCGAACGGGAAGAGAAAACCGGCUGUGGCUAAAUUGAAACUGCUUCAAGAAGUCGUUGGCAUGUUAACAAACAAACAUUGGCAGGACAGCAUUUUGGACAAUCAGCUGUUGGAUGCCAUCCGAUUAUGGUUGGAACCCUUGCCCGACCGCUCCUUACCAAGUUUGGACAUCCAAACUGAGAUGCUGGAUAUUUUGGACAAGUUACCUAUUGCCUCUGACCAUCUUCGUGAAAGCGGUGUUGGCAAAAUCGUCUACUUUUAUACCAAAUCUCCUCGCAUUGAAACCCCAGUGAAGCGAAAGGCGGAUCAGCUGGUAGCAAAGUGGAGCCGUUUGGUGAUCAAGCGUAGCGAAAACUAUCGAGAACGACGACACGAACUGCGAGAGUAUCGACAAGAGGACGCUGGUUAUCGACGCAAGAAGUUCCGAUCUCAACAAGCGCCUGACGAAGAGGAUGAAAAGAGAAUGCAUGUUCGAAUUCCGCAAGCGGUGGCUGCCGAUUAUGAUAUUGUACCUCAGAGCACGGUUCGAAUUGACAAAGUGAAAGCCAAGAAUGAUUCAACUUUCAGACGAUUAAAGAAUACAAUGCGAUCCAUGAAGACCGGUCCCAAACGUACUACUCCCAAGGUGUCCAUUGAAGGCAAAGGCAUGGGUAUCUAAUGUAAAUAAUCCAAAACAAUAAAAGCAAAUUACCUUGAUUAUUGAUUGUACGUACGGGGUAUCCUACGCUAUACUGUCUCAGUCU